AUGCAAGAGAAGUCACUACAGCAGGCGAAUGCGGAGAACACUGCGGAGAAACCAAGCGGAAACAAGGCCCCCAGCACCAAGAACACGGCUCAGCUCUCCAAAAUCCCACAUCAUAUGCUCUCCACGGUUCUACAUCAAAUCAUCACUCAGCAAGCGAAGAACACCACUGCAACUUGGCUUAUCAUCCCCACUGCAUCAAGGGAGCAAGAGGAGGAACUACAACAGGCAAAUGCGGAGAACACUGCGGAGAAACUAAGCGGCAACAAGGCCACCAUCGUCAAGAACACGGCUCAGCUCUCCAAGAUCCCACCUCAUAUGCUCUCCACGGUUCCACAUCAAAUCAUCACUCCGGAACGAUGCAUAUUUGAACGAAUUGAAACCGUCCGAUAUCUUGCUCUGACAGCUAUUUCAUUAUUCGAAAGAUUUCACUGCGGUAGGAGAUAA
Molecule: messenger RNA, 444 nt
Organism: Letharia columbiana
Lineage: Eukaryota; Fungi; Ascomycota; Lecanoromycetes; Lecanorales; Parmeliaceae
Exons: 1
Coding region: 1-444 (147 amino acids)
Source: RefSeq, a predicted model, not a curated record